AUGGGUUUCCUCUCGCUCGGGUACCGACGCCCGCCACACGUGGACAAGGAUGCGUUCAGACAAAGCAUGACCAGCGACUCCUUCUCUGAGAAGGAGGAUGCAUCCCUAAGAUCGGGGCGAUCGGGUGCAUCAGCAGGUGUGCCAGAUGCUCUGACGUUUGACAAGAUUAUCAACGGCGGUACUUGUCCGCCCAUGUCAGUCCGAGAUUUCAUGAAUUACCUCAUAUACAUUGAGCAUUCUGCUGAGAAUCUGCAAUUCUUCUUGUGGCACCGCGACUAUGUCAAGCGGUUUCGAGAGGCCAAGACCUCCGACAUGGGCCUGGCACCAGAAUGGACCCAGGCCAUGGAGGAUGACACCAUCGCCAAAAUCCAGAAGGAGGGCGCCGAUAAGCUCAAGCGGGAACCAAAGGGCGCAGAAAUCUUCAAGGGCACUGACUUCGAAAAGGGGGCCUUGGAAAACCCCAUCGAGAACAGAGAUCCGUUCUCAACACCACCGCGGACCCCUGGGAGUAACGACGACGCAUCGACGGUCAACUUCUCACAGGCAACGACCUACCGGUCACAAGCCCAAGACGCUUUCAGUACUGCUGGUGCGAAGCAGCCUUUCACAAUUCAGCCCUUCCGGGACGAGAUUGACCGGGUGGUCGCAACAUAUCUCGCAGCCGACGCUCCUCGCCAGCUGAACCUGUCUGACCGCGAGCACAAGGUCACCCUUCAGGCGCUUGCCUACACCACACACCCGACUGCAUUCCGCUUGAUUGCUAAAAGCAUCGAGAACACACUCAGGAAGCAGGCCCACCCCAACUUCGUGCGCUGGUCAAUCUGCAACGGAAACCCGGCCCGUGUGUUCUUCGCCCGCGGCCUCGGCGUGGGCACCAUCCUACUCGCCACGGUUGGGGCCAUCAUCCUGACCCUCAGCCGGGCCGGGCGCGGCUACCGCGCCCUGUUCGCCAUCGGCUGGGUCAUCGGCAUUGCGACGCUGAUCGCGGCGUACAAGGGUAUGUGUGUGGUGCUGCAUGGCCUGCACCACCGGCACAUCCGGCCGUGGGAGCUGUUUGCCGAGGACGACGGCGAGUCCGAAGACAAGCGCAGCUUUGACACCUUCGGCUCGGGCAACAGCUACGAGGAGGAGCCGUGGGUGGUCAAGUACAAGAAGCGCAACGUCGUGCGCAAGGUGUUCGACCGCGAGGUCUGGAUCCAGGAGCCCGCCCUCCGGCAGAUCCAGGACACGAUCUUCGUGCAGUCCAUGCUCUCUGCGCUUCUCCUAUCAGGGGUUCUGACAGCUGUUUUCGUUGCUGUCCCUGGUGGACAUUUCUUCUAG
Neoarthrinium moseri is the source of this 1320-nucleotide messenger RNA. RefSeq lists its product as uncharacterized. The record is from RefSeq and is a predicted model, not a curated record. NCBI's taxonomy places the organism in Eukaryota, Fungi, Ascomycota, Sordariomycetes, Amphisphaeriales, Apiosporaceae. Bases 1 to 1320 code for a protein of 439 amino acids. The transcript has 3 exons.